AUGUUACUGUAUCAGACCAUGCUUGGUCUCCAUCCUCGGGUGCCCAGUAUGCAGUUUUACAAACAACGACCCGCGAAUUCAAGACUCACCAAAUCACCUUCCAUAGGACUUAUGACCAUCUCGGCCGAUGUUCGCCUCCUCAUUCUUGAAUCUCUCCUCAUCGACUCUGAUAUUAUUAGGCAGGAAGAAGACAGUCCUCGAAACAUCGCGUAUGGAAACUGGUCCAGAGCUAGCACCUUCUCGGAUCUCAUCAACAUAUCUUUGACAUGCAAGACACUGUACCGUGAAGCCCGUGAGGCAUUCUACACGUACAACACACUCUAUCUCCGAAAAUGUCGGCGAAGGGGCAUUGCCUGA
This is a messenger RNA of Hymenoscyphus albidus, 357 nucleotides long. Lineage: Eukaryota; Fungi; Ascomycota; Leotiomycetes; Helotiales; Helotiaceae. The record is from the annotation of a GenBank genome assembly.